AUGGCCUCCGCCACUCAACCGCCAGAGUCACAGUCCCUAAAGCGUCCUGCAGAGGCAGAUACGCAGCCACCCCGGAUGAGUAAAAUCGCACGCCAAGGCAGUUAUGGUACCAUCCUCGUCAGAGUCGGCACCUCAAAAAAGUCAUACCUGCUCCACACCGACUAUCUCUCGCACUACUCAACCCUCUUCAAGCUACGCCUAGCACACGAUGCUCCGAUAUAUCUCCAAAAUGUAGAGCCCGAAGUCUUCGACAUCUUCAUCGACUGGCUGUACACGCAAAAGCUACCAGAACCCUCCGAAUGGGACUGCCUGCUCGUAGCCCAAUGCCUAGACUUUGCAGGCCAAUACCUGAUCCCCCUAUUCGAAGAAGCCGUUGGAAACGCGUUUGUCGAUAAGGCGUUCGAGAGAGGAAUAACCCCGUACUACCCGACCGUCAUUUUCGCAUACACGAAGCUUCUCCGACACACUGAUGCCUCAGACCGCUUGAGGCGUCUACUCGUGGACUAUCACUGCGAUAAAUACAGACCGGGGGAAGUUCAUAACGCCGAACCUGGGAUGAAACUGGAGGAUGAGACGGCGGAACAGAUUCCAAUCGCUUUUUGGAAGGCGGUUAUGGAUCGAAGGAAUAUCAUGGGCAUGUGA
Molecule: messenger RNA, 642 nt
Organism: Alternaria ventricosa
Lineage: Eukaryota; Fungi; Ascomycota; Dothideomycetes; Pleosporales; Pleosporaceae
Exons: 3
Coding region: 1-642 (213 amino acids)
Molecular function (GO): protein binding
Source: RefSeq, a predicted model, not a curated record